Indicator indicator is the source of this 1328-nucleotide messenger RNA. RefSeq names its product kinesin-like protein KIF2A. The transcript is spliced from 10 exons. NCBI's taxonomy places the organism in Eukaryota, Metazoa, Chordata, Aves, Piciformes, Indicatoridae. Gene Ontology annotation, biological process: microtubule-based movement. Bases 1 to 1251 code for a protein of 416 amino acids. Gene Ontology annotation, molecular function: microtubule binding; microtubule motor activity; ATP binding. The record is from RefSeq and is a predicted model, not a curated record.
AUGCAUAACAAGAUUUGUUAUUAUUCUGGAAAUCUAUUCACAGCUCGAGAUGUCUUUUUAAUGCUAAAGAAAGCAAACUAUACGAAGCUAGAACUUCAAGUGUAUGCAACAUUUUUUGAGAUCUACAGUGGUAAGGUUUUUGAUUUGUUGAACAGGAAGACAAAACUAAGAGUGUUAGAAGAUGGUAAACAGCAAGUCCAGGUGGUGGGAUUACAGGAACAGGAAGUCAAAUGUGUUGAAGAUGUUCUUAAGGUUAUCGAAAUAGGCAACCGCUGCAGGACGUCUGGCCAGACAUCUGCAAAUGCACACUCAUCUCGAAGCCAUGCAGUGUUUCAGAUUAUUCUCAGAAGGAAAGGGAAAUUGCAUGGUAAAUUUUCUCUGAUUGAUUUGGCUGGUAAUGAAAGAGGAGCAGAUACUUCCAGUGCAGACAGGCAGACUCGACUGGAAGGCGCAGAAAUUAACAAGAGCCUUUUAGCACUCAAGGAGUGCAUUAGAGCCUUAGGCCGAAAUAAGCCUCAUACACCCUUCCGAGCAAGUAAACUUACUCAGGUGCUACGAGAUUCAUUCAUAGGAGAAAACUCCCGUACCUGCAUGAUUGCUACAAUUUCUCCAGGGAUGGCAUCGUGUGAAAACACUCUAAAUACAUUGAGAUACGCAAACAGAGUAAAGGAAUUUGGAAUUCGUCCUUCGGACAUUCCCUUCUCACAGGGUAGUGGCAGUCGCUCUGAUCUCUCUCCUUCCUAUGAGUAUGACGACUUUUCUCCUUCAAUCACCAGGGUGAAGGAGCUGACGGUUGUUCCUAGUGCUGUAGGAGAUAUCUGUCCCAUUAGACACCCUGCUCCCAGUCAGACUGAUGACCUGGAGACACAGUGGGGUGUGGGGAGCUCUCCUCAGAGAGAUGAUCUCAAACUGCUUUGUGAACAAAAUGAAGAGGAAGUUUCUCCACAGCUGCUUAAUUUCCAUGAAGCUGUGUCACAAAUGGUAGAAAUGGAAGAGCAAGUAGUAGAAGAUCACAGAGCUGUCUUCCAGGAAUCUAUUAGAUGGCUGGAAGAUGAAAAAUCUCUUCUCAAGAUGACAGAAGAAGCGGACUAUGAUGUGGACUCCUAUGCUACCCAACUUGAAGCAAUUCUGGAUCAAAAAAUUGAUAUUCUGAUCGAACUUAGAGAUAAAGUGAAAUCUUUCCGGACAGCGCUACAAGAGGAGGAACAGGCCAGUAAACAGAUCAACCCAAAAAGAUCACGUGCCCUUUGAAAUGGGCCUUUGCUGCUCAAGAAGUCUACAAUCCUGUACUGCUGUAGCACACGUUUGUUACAAAAUCAAGUGGCUGU